Lodderomyces oxycetoniae is the source of this 1380-nucleotide messenger RNA. Its product is annotated as putative alanine--tRNA ligase. Lineage: Eukaryota; Fungi; Ascomycota; Pichiomycetes; Serinales; Debaryomycetaceae. Bases 1 to 1380 code for a protein of 459 amino acids. The record is from RefSeq and is a predicted model, not a curated record. The transcript has a single exon. Gene Ontology annotation, molecular function: Ser-tRNA(Ala) deacylase activity; nucleic acid binding; alanine-tRNA ligase activity. Gene Ontology annotation, biological process: alanyl-tRNA aminoacylation; regulation of translational fidelity.
AUGAGUACGGCAACGUCAACUAUUGUAGGAGCAUUAGCAUGUCAAAAGAAUUCAUUUUUGAAGACCCUAAACACGAAAGUUGUAUCUAGUUAUGAGUUUGCAUCACCAUUGCCCAGUUCCAAGGAGAACGGCAAGAAGUCGUCAUCAUCGAUUGAUAAGGAGAAGCUCAAAUAUGGAGUGGAACUAGAAGAUACGAUUUUGUUCCCCGAGGGAGGUGGCCAACCUUUUGAUAAAGGGACUAUUACAAUUUUGAAUGAUUCUGAGAAAUGUACCAUUGAAGUUAAAUCUAUAUUGAGAGAUAAGUUGAAAGCUGUCCAUAUAGUGGAGGAGCCAAUCAAACAAGGUACAUUAGUACAACUCAAUCUAGAUUGGGAUCGAAGAGUAGAUAUAAUGCAACAACACACGGGACAACACUUGCUCUCGGCUGUUUUUGAUACUUACAAAAUGGAGACUUUGAGCUGGUCAAUGGGUGAUCAAAUUAACUACAUUGAAUUACCAAAAAAAAUAGAUGACUCAAUUGUAGAGGAAGUUCAAAAUAAAGUUAACCAAUUAAUAUUUGAAGCUCAUCCUAUUGAAGUGGUCACACUAGAAGGGGAGGCGGGAACGGAAAAGGGAACGGAAACUAAAACGGGAACGGGAGUCGAUCUAGAUACAAGCCACCUUCCUCAAGACUAUGAUCAAGACAAGGGUAUUAUCCGUAUUGUUAAGAUAGGUGACCUUGAUUCGAAUCCAUGUUGUGGAACUCAUUUAUCAAAUACUUCUCAAAUACAAUCAAUCGUUCUCUUGAAUCAAACUUCUAUUCGUGGAGGACACUCUAGAUUAUAUUUCACGUGUGGAUCAAGAGUCACUAAGUUGACUAGUGAUUAUUACGAUAUAUUAAAAACUAUUUCUGGUUUGCAAUUAUCUUGUCUGAUUGAUAAUGUUGUGGCCAAAGUUGAUCAGUUGAACUCUAAUUACAGAAAAGCCAACUCUACAAUUAAUGCGUUGAAUAAGGAAUUGGCCAACAUAAAAGCUACCGAGAUAUUCAAGAAAUUCAAAUAUAACAAAGCAAGUGUGGCAUACGUUUAUAGAGAUGAUAGUAGCAAUCCCGAAUUCUUUGCUCACUUGCUGAAGGAAUUGAUGACCAUGAUCAAUGCAGACAAAUCAAGUGGUGUUGAUAUUGCUAAUACACACACUUUAGUUUUACUAAAUGGGCAAACCUCAACUGGAGGAAUGUUGAAAAUAACAGGUCCAAAAGCUACCGAAAUUUCAACCGAACUUAAGAGCAGGAUAGGGACAUUGAAGGGUGGCGGUAAAGGCUCUUCAUACCAGGGUAAAGUCACCAAAUAUGAAAAAGGUGAAAUAGAAUCAGUCAUCGUGUAUUUAGAUUCCAUACUAUAA